UGCACCCCACAGGCAUCGUCUGCAGCCUCUGCCACCAACCAGCCAGCAUCAGACACUGAGCGCAGCUGCCUGUCUGUGAGCAUCCACCUCUGCGCCCUUGGCACCUGCGCCCGGCACUGACCACCGUCCAGCGAGGCUGUCUGCUGCCCACCACCCUUGCCCUGGGAUGCCUGAGGUCCCAGCUGCCGGCCCUGGGCCGCUCCUGCUCUUGAUGGCCAUCCAGAUUGCCAUGGUGGCCCCUGCGCCUCAGCCAUGGCACUGUGCGCCCUGCUCCGCUGAGCGCCUGGCACUCUGCCCACCGGUGCCUGCCUCAUGCCAGGAGGUCUCCCGGUCCGCAGGCUGUGGCUGCUGCCCUGUGUGUGCCCUGCAACUCGGUGCCUCCUGUGGCGUGGCCACUGCACGCUGUGCCCAAGGACUCAGCUGUCGUGCACUGCCUGGGGAGCCCCGGCCCCUGCAGGCCCUCACCCGUGGCCAGGGCACCUGUGUGCUGGAGUCCACUGAGCCUGCCUCGAGGACCGUGUCCGGUGCCGAAGGUGAAGAGGCCAAGGGCCCCCUGGCCCGCCAGCACGAGCACCCUGAGAGUGGAGAGAUGACUGAGGAACAGCUGCUGGAGAAUUUCCACCUGAUGGUGCCCUCCAGGGAGGACCUGCCCGUCCUCUGGAACGCCAUCAGCACCUACAACAGCAUGCGCUCCCGAAACGUCGCAGACAUCAAGAAAUGGAAGCCGUGCCAGCGGGAACUCUACAAAGUACUGGAGAGAUUAGACAAUGCUCGACAGAAGUCAGGGGAAGAAAUCUACAAGUUUUAUCUGCCAAACUGCAACAAGAAUGGAUUCUAUCAUAGUAAACAGUGCGAGACAUCCCUGGAGGGUGAGGCGGGGCUGUGCUGGUGCGUCUACCCUUGGAGCGGGAAGAGGAUGCCGGGGUCUGUGGACACCAGAGGGGACCCCAACUGCCAGCAGUAUUUUAACUUACAAAACUGAAAAUACAUGCCCUAUAUGUUCUUUCACGUGAAAUAUUUAAGUACAUAGCAUAUUUAUACUCUAGAGCACACACAUUUUUAUAUAUGUGCAUAUGUAUAUAUACAGGAACUAGUUUUUAUACUCCACUUGAUAUAUAAACUGGUUUGUAUUUAUUCACUGUAAGUUUAUUUUUUUUCUACACAGUAACUUGUGCUAUAGUAAUUUAUAUAUCACAAACACUUCCUGUCACCUCUUGUGUAAAUACUUGUGUUUCUGCUCUCCGGAGCUCUUCUGUUUUUCAAGAGCAUGGGUAGAGGCUGCCCAGGAAAAGCACCAGCAAAUGCAAGGCAGUGCUUUUUUAAUAUUUAAGGGGCAAGUAGCCUAUAUUUGAGAAAAAUUUACUCUCUAGAGCUCGCAGACACACAUCCGGUGGAAAUCGGCAGGGCAAGUUAAACAGUUAAACAGUUCUGGAUACACAGCCUGGUGUAAGCACUAGGUGGGGUGAUGUCACUUGCGCCCGGCAGCCGCAGCCCUUGUAAAGCCCAGUGCGGGGUGGAAACCUGCCCGGAAUAAAGUCUGCACAGUGGCCACCGAC
Molecule: messenger RNA, 1556 nt
Organism: Chinchilla lanigera (long-tailed chinchilla)
Lineage: Eukaryota; Metazoa; Chordata; Mammalia; Rodentia; Chinchillidae
Gene: Igfbp1
Product: insulin-like growth factor binding protein 1
Exons: 4
Coding region: 167-982 (271 amino acids)
Biological process (GO): regulation of insulin-like growth factor receptor signaling pathway
Cellular component (GO): extracellular region
Molecular function (GO): insulin-like growth factor I binding; insulin-like growth factor II binding
Source: RefSeq, a predicted model, not a curated record